GCUUUUACGUUAAAUAGCAGUUUCUGUUAACCAGGCAACUUUAAGGAUGAUUUUUUACACGUUUUAUUUUUUUGUAAUAUUUUCACAAUAACUAGGUUAAUUAUGUUUAUAAUUUGAUUCAUAAAAUUUGUAAACUGCUGUUGUGUAAAUAUAGACAGAUAGUUGUACUUAUGUUCUUCAAAAACCUCAUUUUUAAUUAAGAUUAAGCUCAAUAUUGCAUUAUAAUGUUGAGUUUAUACCUAUUACCAGACAGGGUGCAAAAAGGCGGCAGUUUCAUGUCACCAUAUGUUGUAAUGAAUUUUUAAUAAACCUAAAACUUAAGAGCAGGCUGGUAAUGCUUUGAAUAUCAGGUGGGCAACACUGCAAAAAUUUAAAAGGCAACACUCAAAAAGAGUUGCAAACAACUGGAUGCACAGGUUUCAUUGUACCUGCUGUUUUCCACAUAAUUUGCAUAAAUUGAAUUAAUUUAAGAAACAACUAAAGAAAGGGUUUAGGGCAUUAUUCAACAAUCUGUUUCUUUUUAGAAUCAUAGGCGGCUGUUAAUCUUGUUUUGCUGCUAAUUUUGCUGCACUAAAGUAUUCAAAAUGGUUUCGGUCAUCAAUACUGUAGAUACGCUUCAUGAAGAUAUGAUUCACGACGCACAGAUGGAUUACUACGGGUUGCAACUCGCUACUUGUUCAUCAGAUCGAACAAUCAGGAUAUUUGAAGUUAAGAACGGAACGCAACGAUUGUUGUCGACACUACAAGGACACGAUGGGCCAGUGUGGCAAAUAGCAUGGUCUCAUCCAAAAUACGACAAGAUGCUCGCGUCGUGUUCAUACGAUCGCAAAGUUAUCAUAUGGAAAGAACAAGAUGGACAAUGGAACAAACUACAUGAAUACAACGACCAUGAUUCUUCUGUAAACUCUGUAUGCUGGGCUCCUCAUGAACUUGGUUUGAUGCUCGCUUGUGGUUCAUCUGAUGGCAGCGUAUCCGUGCUUAAACAUCAUGGAGAUAACCAAUGGGAGGCCACUAAGAUUAACAACGCACACACUGGCGGCUGCAACGCAGUUAGUUGGGCCCCAGCUGUGGUCCCAGGUUCACUUAUUGAGCCUCCAUCACAAAACCAACAAAACAACUUUGUGAAGAAGUUUGUUUCAGCGGGCUGCGAUAAUUUAGUCAAAGUUUGGUGUGAGAAAGAUGGUCGUUGGGAAGAAGAACAGAAACUACAAGCACACACAGAUUGGGUGAGGGACUGCGCUUGGGCGCCAUCUAUUGGAUUGCCACAAAGCAAGAUAGCAAGCUGUUCUCAGGAUCGUCGCGUUAUUAUUUGGACGUGCGACGAAGCCACUGGAGGGCAGUGGAGCUCAAAAACAUUGAAUGAGUUCGACGAUGUUGUUUGGCACGUUAGCUGGUCACUUACAGGAGAUAUUUUGGCUGUUUCUGGUGGUAAUAAUAAAGUAAGUUUGUGGAAAGAAAAGCUUGAUGGUGAUUGGUCAAUUGUGAGUGACAUCAAAAAAGGUCAACAGGGGUCAACGGAAUAAAAUAUGAUUUCUAUUGUGGAUGAAAAGAUCCGGGGACAAAAUAGUUUGCCAAAUAUAUUUAUAUUAAUCGCUAUCAGUGCAUUCCUUACUGUGUAAGAAUCAUAGAAAUCGUAUUUCUGCUGCUUACUUAUUAAAUAGAAACCUUAAUAGAAACCUUCUAUGUUAACUAUACUUACUGGUUUGUCAUCCAAAGUAUCUUAAAAAUUUGAAAUAUUCGUUGGGCAAAAUUUACUUUUUCAUUUUAAGAAUUUACAAAUUUCAUCAGUUUUAUUUUUUUGAUAUUGUGAGGCCAAUCGCCUCUGCUCUGUCCAUGAAAAUAAACAAAAAAAAACUCCCGACCCACACUGAAAAACUUAAAGUUGUAAUAACUUAGACAUUCAGAAAUCAUUUUUUUAAAGAUUUUUUUUUAUUGGGUGUUUUCACACUGUCCCUGCUCUCCCCCUAGAUGCCCCUCACCGAUAUCUAGUAGUGUAUCAGAAUAGGAUGAGAGUGUGUUAUACGAUGAACAGAUAUUACGAGUUUAAGUCAAUAUUUCGAAGCGUCGUCUUACCUCGUGUAAUGGUAUGGGUUGUGUAGAAAAUAAAUUGAACGAAACUGAA
Messenger RNA from Ciona intestinalis (vase tunicate), 2122 nucleotides. Lineage: Eukaryota; Metazoa; Chordata; Ascidiacea; Phlebobranchia; Cionidae. The record is from RefSeq and is a predicted model, not a curated record.